This is a messenger RNA of Ilex paraguariensis (yerba mate), 729 nucleotides long. The record is from the annotation of a GenBank genome assembly. Lineage: Eukaryota; Viridiplantae; Streptophyta; Magnoliopsida; Aquifoliales; Aquifoliaceae.
AUGGAUUCGCUUUUGUUUGAAGCCGCCGGCCGGACGGUUAAUCCAGUGAAUGGAGCGGUGGGGCUUUUAUGGACUGGCAACUGGCACGUGUGUCAAGCGGCGGUGGAGACCGUCCUCCGUGGUGGCGCGUUGCGUCCGAUACCGGCGUUUCUCGGUGGAAGUCCAUUGAAAUCAGAACUUUAUGAGGCCUCCGAAGUGUCUACUGAAAUCUUUAAGACUCAAGAUCCGAGCUUGAAUUCUCGAUCAACGGUGCAAAAGCGUAGGCGUUCAGAUCAAUCAGAAAAACUAGUGCAGUUCACAGAUCUUGAUCUCAGUUUAACUCCUGUUUUUCCGGCGACUGUUUUUCCUGAGAAGCCGCGACCAGGGACGCCCUCGAGGAAUUCUGAAGAAUCUGUGACAACGGCGUGUUGUGAAAAUGGUUUUGGAGAUCAUCGCAGUGCACCAGGAGGAGAACCAAAGCUUCUUAACCUGUUCAAUUAGGUUUAUCUAGCAGAUAUUUUUACUGUUCAUUUUUGAUCUUUUGUUUUUCUUUCUGGUGGGUAGAUUUUUCUCCGAACCGAAUCCCGGCGAGUUUUUUGUAAAUCACCGGCACAUGAUUUCCCCAAACAGGUGGGAAAAAUGAAAGUUCUCCGGUGAUUCCUUCUUCUUGUAGUCAAUUUUUUUUUCCUUGUUUUCUUUUUUCUGUUCCACCAUGACUUGCUUGACGUGAAUAAACUACUUACUUUGGUC